AUGUUGAGCCAAUUCGCGGGCAAUGGCAACUCGGUGGCAUUUGCCAUUGCCCAGGAAGCGGUGAACGUUUCUGCAUGUGCCGCUGCCCACGAGUUUUCUGACAUUUCUACACAUUGCAUGUACAAGCAUCUGAGCCAGAAGGCCAUCCCCGAGAUUCCCGCGGAGCAGAGAACUGCAGCCUGGAUCCACGAGAUGCUUGAUCCGGCUUACAGUUUGAAUGCGAAGGUGUCAAAGUUGCCGAGGCCCAAGCCACUGCGAGCAACCUAUCCGGAAGGACCCUUGCGUCCAGAUUGGUCAGGUGAUGUUGUCUGGGUACAUGAGAUGCUAGACUCGAUUUAUAGUUUUACUUCGAAGGAGGCGAAGCUGAAAGCACAGCCUAUGGGAGCAAGAUAUCCCGAGAGCUGCUUGCAAGUCAAGUCGCCAGGCGAUGCCACCUGGGUACACGAGAUGUUGGACUCAGCUUACAGCUUCACAUCAAAGGAGGCCAAGCUGAACGCACGGCCUUUGGGAGCAAGAUAUCCCGAGAGCUGCUUGCAAGUCAAGUCGCCAAGCGAUGCCACCUGGGUACACGAGAUGUUGGACUCAGCCUACAGCUUCACAUCGCAGGAACCGAUAAUGCAAUUCCUGGCGCUUCGAAGAACAUGCCCUGGCCCUGAACGGCCUUUGCAAGCAAAUUGGACUGGCGUUGGGGGAGGAUUGAUGCCGGUUCACAACAGCACCCCGGCCUGGAGCCAGUCUCGCAGCAAACGGAUGCCGGGCUCUGUUUCAAUGUCACCUGGGCCCGGAAGCUAUGGGAAUCCAGAGUACCUCAGUUUUGAGAAGUACAUGCCAGACAGGCUGCAGAAGGUCAAGGAUCGAAAGGAGCGUGGCAGGAGGAUCGCGGAGCGAGCUGUGAGUCGCGAAGCGGAAAGGCAGGGCCUGGCAAGACCCCGCUCCGCCCGCUCCCGCUGA
This is a messenger RNA of Symbiodinium sp. CCMP2592, 951 nucleotides long. The record is from the annotation of a GenBank genome assembly. NCBI's taxonomy places the organism in Eukaryota, Dinophyceae, Suessiales, Symbiodiniaceae.